Pygocentrus nattereri (red-bellied piranha) is the source of this 3059-nucleotide messenger RNA. It is a transcript of the gene tbx19, whose product is annotated as T-box transcription factor 19. Gene Ontology annotation, cellular component: nucleus. Lineage: Eukaryota; Metazoa; Chordata; Actinopteri; Characiformes; Serrasalmidae. The record is from RefSeq and is a predicted model, not a curated record. The coding region runs from base 48 to 1340 and encodes 430 amino acids. The transcript has 8 exons. Gene Ontology annotation, molecular function: DNA-binding transcription factor activity, RNA polymerase II-specific; RNA polymerase II cis-regulatory region sequence-specific DNA binding. Gene Ontology annotation, biological process: cell fate specification; mesoderm formation; positive regulation of DNA-templated transcription.
GAGAGAGAGAGACGCACAGAGAGAGUUAGUUAGUUAGUUUGGAGCCCAUGAAGGUGGAAGGGGACGCGGGGAAAGGCGCGCGCGCGCCCGGAGACUGCUGCAUCACGCGCCUGCUGAGCGCCGUGGAGAGCGAGCUGCGCGCGGGGCGCGAGAAGGGAGAUCCCACCGAGAAGCAGCUGCGCGUGAGCCUCGAGGACGCCGAGCUGUGGAGAAAGUUCAAAGAAGUGACCAACGAGAUGAUCGUCACCAAGAACGGAAGACGAAUGUUUCCAGUUCUGAAGGUCAGCGUGUCCGGCCUGGACCCGAAUGCCAUGUACUCCUUCCUGCUGGACUUCAGCCCGGCCGAUGGUCACCGCUGGAAGUAUGUGAACGGAGAGUGGGUGCCCGCGGGUAAACCUGAGCCGCACACACACAGCUGUGUCUACAUCCACCCUGACUCACCCAACUUUGGAGCCCACUGGAUGAAGGCCCCCGUGUCCUUCAGCAAGGUCAAACUGACUAACAAGCUCAACGGAGGAGGACAGAUCAUGCUGAACUCGCUACAUAAGUACAAGCCACAGAUCCACAUUGUUCGUGUGGGGGGCAGCCACAGGAUGGUCACUAACAUCUCCUUCACUGAUACCCAGUUCAUUGCCGUCACGGCCUACCAGAACGAGGAGAUAACUGCUCUGAAGAUAAAGUAUAAUCCCUUUGCAAAGGCCUUCCUGGAUGCCAAGGAAAGGAGCCAUCCCAAGAAUCUUCUAGAACAUCCCCCAGAGAACCAACAUGUUGGGAUACCACACUGCGGGUGGUUUAUUUCCAACCCGGACUCCCUCUGCUCUUCUGGUGGAAGUAACUUCCCAUACCCGGGGGGUUUGCCCCUGGCUCCCCACCAUGGGUAUAAACACUACUCCAGCCUGCAUGGACACCGAGCCACUCCCUACCCACCUCCUUACCUGCAUCAUCAUCACCGCAGCCACAAUUCAGUCUCUCUGUCUGAGGGGUUGAGUCCAGGUGCUCUGCAGGUGUUCUCUGGUCAUGAAAGCUGGACAGGUGUUUCUCCUCCUGGUUCUGCUGCAAUGCUCUCAGUGCCAUCUGGUCCAAACUCACCUGGAGUCAGCAGUCAGUAUCCUUGUCUGUGGACAGUGAGCAGCUGCAAUGUGUCCUCCAGUCCUCCGGGGGUCCCUGUAAGCUCCACCCACUGUCAGGAGGAGAAUCCAGAUGCAGGCUCUGCCUCUGUAUCACCGUGCUCAAUCCUGCAAAGCCAUGGGCCGCCAAGCGCGGAUGGUGUGGUGGAGCAAGCCAAUCAUAACAGGGUGGGUGGGGUUAGCUGGUCUGCAGUCUCCGCCCAUUCAUUUUGAACAUGCUUAACUAAGAAAUAGGACUCUUAAAGUCCUGCCUCACAUUAAAAGUACAAUAUAUUUUCAUUUGUGAAACAUAUUUCCAGCGCACUCAAAGCCACAUGGCUGACCACACGGCAUUUCACCACACUACAGUACGUAUUGUACUAUGUGAAAUGACCAAAUUUUAUUUUCUCUCUAAGUUGGGACUGUUUUAUUGAUUCCCCUACAUCGGAUAUGGGAUAUGCCUCAUGCUUUGCACCCUACUGCCUACACAGGCAGCUGACUAGGUGGUCAACAUUUAAACUAAAAUUGAACCUGAUUGAGCCAAAUUGAGCCAACAAUCUCAAUAUGAGGAGAGUAUAGAGUGAGUACAUGCCCAAUUGUUCUCACCGUUAACAUGCUAACAUACCUACCUAAUGACAUUUGACAGAAAGAUCAUACCAUCUUCUGAUCUCAUAGUGAGAAUACAUGUCUGGGGACAAUUUUAUUAACUUUUGAUGUUGGAUUGCAGCAAAAUCCAUCACUAACAUGAGUACGGCACCUCUAAAACCCACCCCCAAACUCCUUUAGCACUUGCAAAGCAAGCAAAACACAACCAUUAGCUAAUGUUCAUGCUUUAAAAUAAAUAUUUCAGGAACACUAUUCAAUUUAACCUGUGUAAAAUGAUCAAAUUGUAAGUCGCUCUGGAUAAGAGCAUCAGCCAAAUGCCAUAAAUGUAAAUGUAAAUGUAAAUUUAGCUUCAACAGGGUGUGCUCGAUGCACAGAAUCGAUACAAUCAGAGAUAUUAAUGAGACUAAUGAUGUAUUUACAGGUUGUUCUGCAUGCAACCAACAUUGGCAUGAAGGCCAUACACAUGUUGGCAGGGUGUCAGCAUCACCAUCGCGCAGAUAUUGUUUAAGGAGGAUAAAGGCAGUUGGAUACUCUGUGCUCUAGUACAUUUUGCUGUGUAAUGCUGGGUUUGCUUGGAUUUCAACAAUGAAACAUUUGGCACCCAUAGUUCCCAAAGAAAUCAACAUCCAGUUUCCACCAUGUCAGUUGAUAGCAAAAGUUGGGAAAAUCGAAAUUUAGACGGGAUGUUCUGCUGACCGCUGCAUUCACUGCUGGUGAUGGCAGAAUUUUCCAUGGCUGCUUCAAUGAAAACAAUAGAAUAUCCAAGGGUUGCUGUUGACCGACUACUGGUGAAAAUGGAGCAUGUGUUAACAUAACUUUGCCAGCCGUUUGAUAUACUAAUGUGGCGCAACAGGUAUGAACAAAAACUGAUCAACAUAACCGAAGUCUUAAGUAACCCUGCUAGGAAAACCAGCACAGACCAGCAUGGCCUGGUCACCAGCAUAAACAGCAUGUAUUGUCUUUUGGAUAUUACUGUGGUGGUCAGCAGCAAUGUCAGUUGAUAUACUGGUCACCAAUUAAAUCAGCAUAUGAUAUGUUUUGAUACUGCUAUGCUGAUCAACCAACACAACCAUGCUUGAUGACCAACUGAAUCAGCAUCAGACCAGAUGGAAUUCAUGCUUUUGUCAGCAGAGAAACUGCAAUUUCCACACUUUCAUGUGAAAAAAAGAUAAGUAAAACAGCUUACACUAGUUAAAAUAACUUACAUCAGAAGCUAUUUUAAUAGAUUUUUUCAAGAAAGUGUGUCUUUUGUGAUAAAGGACACAAAUAAUGAACAGCCAUAACAUUAAAACCACCUCCUUGUUUCUGCGCUCAUUGUCUAUUUGAUCAGCUCCACUUAUUCUAUAG